Molecule: messenger RNA, 2310 nt
Organism: Aspergillus oryzae RIB40
Lineage: Eukaryota; Fungi; Ascomycota; Eurotiomycetes; Eurotiales; Aspergillaceae
Product: M28 family metallopeptidase
Exons: 3
Coding region: 1-2310 (769 amino acids)
Molecular function (GO): carboxypeptidase activity
Source: RefSeq, a predicted model, not a curated record
AUGGCGCCCUCCGAAUCCACGCCUCUUCUGCAGGUGGUCAGCGUCGGUCCCCAGCGGCACCGGUACCCCCACCACAAGCUACGACAGUUCUGUAGCUUCACUCUCGGGACGCUGCUCGUGGUUUCUCUGUUCUUGUUCCUCCUUCCCUCAGCCAUCUUCCCCCGGGAGCAUGGCUCCAUCUGGUCUUACUUCCCUGGGGCGCGUCCGUUCCCCCACAAAGCGUGGCCGCAGGGCCACGGUCUCAAGUAUGAAGAGCUGCAGGCAAUUCUUCAAACGACCCCGUCCGCUGAAAAGGCACGGGAGUGGAGUAGCUACUAUACGGCGGGGCCUCAUCUCGCCGGCAAGAACCUGAGCCAGGCGAUCUGGACCCAGGAGCGCUGGCAAGAGUUUGGCAUCCACGACACUGACAUCGUGGCCUACGAUGUCUACAUCAACUAUCCUUUGGAUCACCGCCUGGCUCUGCUAAAGAAGUCCAAGGACACGACCGAAGUUACGUUCGAGGCUACUCUUGAAGAAGACGUCCUAGAAGAGGAUGGCACCAGUGGUCUGCCUGAUCGCGUGCCUACUUUCCAUGGCUAUUCGGCCACUGGAAAUGUCACUGCUUCAUUCGUAUACGUCAACUACGGCUCUUAUCAAGAUUACCAAGAUUUGGUUGAUGCCAAUGUCAGUCUUUCUGGCAAGAUUGCGAUCGCCAAGUAUGGCCACAUCUUCCGUGGGCUGAAGGUGAAGCGCGCACAGGAGUUGGGCAUGGUUGGUGUGAUCUUGUAUGAUGAUCCAGAGGAUGAUGGUGAGAUAACAGAGGAGAACGGAUACAAGCCGUACCCCGAGGGUCCGGCCCGGAAUCCUAGCGCUGUACAACGGGGUAGCACCCAAUUCCUGAGCUUUGCGCCCGGCGAUCCUACUACACCCGGUUGGCCAUCCAAGCCCGGAUGUGACCGCAAGGACCCUAGUGAUGCAAUCCCAUCCAUUCCUUCGAUUCCAAUCUCAUACAAGGAGGCCAUCCCCUUUUUGAAGGCCCUUAAUGGACAUGGUCCCAAAGCAGCGGACUUCCCUAAGAGAUGGCAAGGCGGAAAGCUUGGCAGCAAGGGCGUUGAAUAUAACAUUGGGCCUUCACCGGAUGAUGUGGUAAUCAACUUGGACAACCAACAAGAAUACGUUACUACCCCCCUGUGGAACGUCAUUGGCACCAUCAAGGGUGCUAUUCCGGACGAGGUGGUCAUUCUGGGUAACCACCGUGAUGCUUGGAUCGCUGGUGGCGCUGGAGACCCGAACAGUGGCUCCGCUGUCCUCAAUGAGGUUAUUCGCAGCUUUGGCGAAGCUCUUAAGGCAGGGUGGAAGCCAUUGCGCACAAUCGUCUUUGCCAGCUGGGACGGAGAAGAGUAUGGAUUGCUGGGGUCAACCGAGUGGGUAGAAGAUAAGCUUCCUUGGCUUAAAAAAGCCAACGUUGCUUAUCUCAAUGUCGACGUAGCUGCCUCUGGAACUGUCCUUGGUCCUCGGGCGGCCCCACUCCUAAAUAGUUUAAUCUAUGAGGUCACUAGCCUCGUCCAGUCCCCCAACCAGACCAUUGAAGGCCAAACAGUUCGCGAUGUCUGGGAUGGCUACAUCGCGACCAUGGGUAGCGGCAGUGACUUCACCGCUUUCCAGGACUUUGCGGGUGUGGCCAGCCUUGACCUGGGCUUCGGCCGUGGCCCCAAGGACCCCGUGUACCACUACCACUCCAACUAUGACAGCUUCGACUGGAUGGAUCGAUUUGGUGACCCUGGUUGGCUCUAUCAUGAAGCCUGCACCAAGCUCUGGUCUCUAGCUGCUGCCAAGCUGGUCGAGGCCCCUGUGCUGUCAUUUAGUGCGUCUGACUAUAGUACUGGUCUCGGUCAAUAUUUGGAGAAGAUCAAGCCCGGUGCAAAGAAAUUGCGUGGCGGCGAAUUCGACUUUGGGUCUCUGGACAGAGCAGUCGCCGAGUUCCAGGCUACGGCUAAGAAAUUUGACGCCUAUGCCGCUGACUUGACUUCUCAGUUGGGUGAAGAUCUUCCUUGGUAUCUGUGGUGGAAGAAGGUGAGACUCUACUUUCAGAUCCGUGUGGUCAACGACAAGUACAAGGCCCUUGAACGGGCAUUCUUGUAUGAGCCCGGACUCGAUGGGCGCAAUUGGUUCAAACAUGUGGUGUUUGCGCCUGGUCUGUGGACCGGAUACUCGGGUGCGACGUACCCUGGCUUGGUGGAGAGUUUUGAUGCCGGUGAUUCAGCAAACGCCCAGAAAUGGCGCUCUAUCAUUGUCGAGCGCCUGGACGCCGCUACAAAAGUGCUUCAAUGA